CCAAUUAUGUGUUAAUUGGAAGCGAACGUAUGACCCGUUACGUUUUCCUAAAACAUCCGUAUUGUAAACACAUGCACAUUAUGUGUGUCACUGGAGCGUAACACCAUAUAAAACAAGAUGUUAUUCACUCUACGGCAUUCAGAUUACUCUUGGAUUAGCAAGGGCAAGGGAUUAAAUCAAGAUGGUGUCAAAAGUACUUUGUUUCGCAUUAAUACUAUUUAUAUUUGUGAUUAAAACUCAUUCUGCGCCAAUGAUUGAGUCUAAAAAAGAGAUAAAAGUUGCUCCGGUCCAAGAUGCAAACGAAAUGAUGGAAACAGCGGAAUCACAGAAUCCAUUUUUGCCGCGUUUUGCGAUGAGGAGGUUAAAGGAGAGACGGGAGAGAAUACGGGCACAAAGACGACAGAAUCAGAACCAAGGGGUAAGGAGGUCGCAGACGGCUAGACCUCAUUGUAACCAUUAUAGGACGUAUAAAAAAUGAAGACUAGUCUCAUAAUACUGGUAUUAGGGAUAAGUGUUAUCGGAAGUGCUGAAGAAUUAAACCAAAAUAAGAAUCUAUUACCAAUCGACAGUGAAACACAAAAUAAACCAAUUGAAGUUACAACAAAUUUUAAUAAACAAGAUGACGAGGAUAACAUAAAUACAGAAUCGGAUAUCAGAAACGAAAUAACUGAAAAAUACGACAAUGCUGAAAUCGACAUCCUUAUAGAAGAAAGUAUUGAAGGCACACCAAAUGAUUUCAUACCGCCAGAAGUACCUCUUGAAGAUUCGGCGAAUGGUUUGCUUCCAGGACUGCCCCCAUCUCUUGGUAUUCCUAACGAGUUUAUAGCACCUGAACCGCCAACAGUGACAUAUCAAGAUGAAGUCCCAGAACCACAAAUAUUUAAUCCUUAUACCGAAGACAAUGUAAUUAUUAAAGAACCCGGCGAAAUUAUGGAGACCGCAGAGGGCUUCGUUCCUAUUCCAAUCAUCAGAAACAGACAGAAACAACGAAGACGUUUCGUCACCAGAAGGAAUUUCCAAAGAUAUCCAUUCAGAAGAUUUCACUUCUUUUAUCCCUAUCCAUUUUAUCACCCCAGCUCUCUCAGAUAUUAUAGAUAUUAAGCCAUACCAAAAACGUUUUGUUACAUUUGUAAUUUACGGAAUAUUUAAUAAGA
Papilio polytes (common Mormon) is the source of this 1154-nucleotide messenger RNA. RefSeq lists its product as uncharacterized. The transcript is spliced from 2 exons. The coding region runs from base 475 to 1101 and encodes 208 amino acids. The record is from RefSeq and is a predicted model, not a curated record. Lineage: Eukaryota; Metazoa; Arthropoda; Insecta; Lepidoptera; Papilionidae.